AUGGGCCUUGACAAGGCGAAGUCUUUGCUGCAAGUGACAGACGGGAACUCGUUCCUGGACCUCAUUGCAAAGCAGGUGGAGUGGAUGAAGAAAACCUAUAACAUGCCAGAUUUGAAGUUCAUGCUGAUGAACUCCUUCUCAACCUCGGCGGAUACCUUAGCUGCCUUGGGCAAAUAUUCUGCCUUGGGCACUGGGGACGAUUUGGAGUUCGUGCAGAACAAGGCACCCAAGGUCACUGCAAAAGGUCUGAAGCCGGCGGAGUGGCCUGCGGACCCAUCCCAUGAGUGGUGUCCACCGGGGCAUGGCGAUUUGUACCCAGCCAUGUUGGGCAGUGGCACCUUGGACCGACUCCUGGCGAAGGGGGUGAAGUACAUGUUCGUGUCCAACUCGGACAACUUGGGAGCCACCCUGGACUUGAAGCUCUUGACGCAUUUCGCCCAGUCAGGUGCUCCCUUCCUGAUGGAAGUGGCCGCGCGCACGGAUGCCGACAAGAAGGGAGGACAUUUGGCCACGCUCAAAGGCGGCGGCCUGACGCUACGGGAAUCGGCUCAGUGUCCCAAAGAGGACGAAAAGGCCUUCCAGGAUACCUCGAAGUACCGGUACUUCAACACGAACAACUUGUGGGUUCACCUGGGAAAACUGAAAGAACUCUUCGACCAGAAUGCUGGGGCCUUGCCCUUGCCAGCAGCUGGGAUUGCCAAUCUGACGGUGGAUCCUCGAGACAAGGCGUCGACGAAAGUCAUCCAGUUGGAGACCGCCAUGGGCGCCGCCAUCUCCUGCUUCGCAGGUGCCCAGGCGAUCCAAAUCCCCCGGAGCCGCUUCGCGCCGGUGAAGAAGACCGACGACCUGCUGGCGCUGCGCAGCGACGCCUAUCGGCUCACCGAGGACUUCAGGAUUGAGCUAAUCCCAGAGCGAAAUGGUGUGCCGCCAUUGGUGAAGCUGGAUGAUAUGUACAAGUUACCUGGAACAGAUUGUGGUUAG
Molecule: messenger RNA, 981 nt
Organism: Durusdinium trenchii
Lineage: Eukaryota; Dinophyceae; Suessiales; Symbiodiniaceae
Source: the annotation of a GenBank genome assembly